CGGAAGUAGGGCGAGAAGCGGUUGCAGCGCGGAGCGGAGGAGGCAGGAAACCGAACGAGAGCAGGCGCUGGGUGGGCACCAUGGCUGGGAUCACCACCAUUGAGGCGGUGAAACGCAAGAUCCAAGUUCUGCAGCAGCAGGCCGAUGAUGCAGAAGAGAGGGCCGAGCGCCUCCAGCGGGAAGUGGAGGGAGAAAAGCGGGCCCGGGAACAGGCUGAGGCUGAGGUGGCCUCCUUGAACCGUAGGAUCCAGCUGGUUGAAGAGGAGCUGGACCGUGCUCAGGAGCGCCUGGCCACUGCCCUGCAAAAGCUGGAGGAAGCUGAGAAAGCUGCAGAUGAGAGCGAGAGAGGUAUGAAGGUUAUUGAAAACCGAGCUUUAAAAGAUGAAGAAAAGAUGGAACUCCAGGAAAUCCAACUCAAAGAAGCUAAGCACAUUGCAGAAGAGGCAGAUAGGAAGUAUGAAGAGGUGGCUCGUAAGUUGGUGAUUAUUGAGGGUGACUUGGAACGCACAGAGGAACGAGCUGAGCUGGCAGAGUCCCGUUGCCGAGAGAUGGAUGAGCAGAUCAGACUGAUGGACCAGAACCUGAAGUGUCUGAGUGCUGCUGAAGAAAAGUACUCUCAAAAAGAAGACAAAUAUGAGGAAGAGAUAAAGAUUCUUACUGACAAACUCAAGGAGGCAGAGACCCGUGCUGAGUUUGCUGAGAGAUCGGUAGCCAAGCUGGAAAAGACAAUUGAUGAUUUGGAAGAUAAACUGAAAUGCACCAAAGAGGAACAUCUUUGUACACAAAGGAUGCUGGACCAGACUCUGCUUGACCUGAAUGAGAUGUAGAGCAUCCCAGUCCUGCCCUGCCGCUGCUCCUCCCUCUGACCCUGACUCUGCCUGAGGCCAGCCUGCUCGAAGCUGACCUUUAAACUGAGGGCUGAUCUUUAACUGGAAGGCUGCUUUCUCCUUUCACUGCCGCCCCCCACCCGCACCCGUCUUUUUCGCCAAAACUGUCUCUGCCUCUCCUCAGAGAUUCUGAUUGGGCUAGAGGCUGAGCACCUUUGGGAACAACAUUUAAGGGAAUGUGAGCACAAUGCAAAGUGUCUUUAAAAGCAUGUUGUGAUGUACACAUUUUGUAAUUACCUUUUUUGUUGUUGACGUGGCAACCAUUUGUGAAACAUUCCAAAUAAUUCCACAGUUCUCAAGCAGCAGUCUAAUUCCUUUCUCACUUUUAGGAGGUAAUUUUUCAUCUUAAUCCAUAUUGCCCUCUCCAUAGAGGAGGGGAAGAGACAUGGGCCUGCCUUACUGAGAGCCAAAUAGCCCAGAGAAAGACUCCACUAUGGGGGAUCAUUGCUUUGUGCAGAGUACUAGCCAAACCAGAAAGGUGAUUCCAGGAGGAGUUGUUCCCCCCCCCCAAAAAAAAAAAAAGUGGUGAUCAAGUUUCACCUUUUAAGGUAUCUUUGGGAAAUUUUGUUUUGUUUUGUUUUUAUCAGAAGUGACCAAAUUAAAUGGUGAGACCUCUCUGUCUGGACCAAAUCCUUGUGCCAUCUCUACCCUCUUCCCAGUGGUUUACAGAAUGGAUUAUGUGCCCCUUAUGUUGAAGUAACCAGUUAUUUGCUCUCCUGCCUCCUUGAAAGAAAGAAAAUUAUGUUUUUGCCACUGAUUUAGCCAUAUGAAACUCAUCUCGUCACCCUUUUCUGGGUCUGAAGCUGCUGUCUCUAAAAGUGCCAUCUCAUUGUGCUUUGUAUCAGUUAGUGCUGGAGAAAUCUUGAAUAGUUUAUGUACAAAACUUCUUAAAUUUUGUAUUAUUUUGAAACUUUGCUUUUUGGGGUUGAGGUGCACUGGCCACCCCAUCUGGCUGUGAGAGCUCACUAGAGGCUGGGCUGGCAGUGUGCUGAUCUUUAAAAGUUUCUUUCCCUACCCAAUACUCCAUUUUUGGUGAGGUUUUUGUGAGGUUUGUUAGGUGCGCAUCCUGCAGCUUAUUGGCUUAAAAUGUACUCUCCUUUGGUGUGGUCUCUUUGGGGGCCAUUUGGGAGAAAGAGAAACCAAUAGUGCAACUGUUUUGAUACUGAAAAUUGACAAGUAUCUUUUUAAAAUAAAGAACCAGUCCCUCCAA
Molecule: messenger RNA, 2097 nt
Organism: Miniopterus natalensis
Lineage: Eukaryota; Metazoa; Chordata; Mammalia; Chiroptera; Miniopteridae
Gene: TPM3
Product: tropomyosin 3
Source: RefSeq, a predicted model, not a curated record